Paramecium octaurelia is the source of this 1508-nucleotide messenger RNA. The record is from the annotation of a GenBank genome assembly. Lineage: Eukaryota; Ciliophora; Oligohymenophorea; Peniculida; Parameciidae.
AUGUUUCUAUACAAGAUAUAAGAAGAGUAAACUAAAAAUAUUAGACCAUUAUAAUAAAACUACUAAGUCACAAGCAUUAUGUUUAGUCCCGAUGAGUAAUUGUUUGCAUAUGCUACAACGAAUGGAUUGAUUAUAAUAUAUAGUUUAGUAAAAUAAAAGGUUAGAUGUAUAUGCUUUUCUAGCGAGGGGAAUAUAUUGGUGAGUGCAGGAGAUGAUAAAAGUGUUAGGAUUUGGGAUUAUAUGAAAGGAAUCUAAAUUGGAGAGAAUUUACAUGGUCAUUCUGAUGUUAUUAAUAGCGUCGAAUUUUCAAAACCAGAUGGAAUGAUUAUUUUAUCUGCAGGAAAGGAUGGACUUGUUAAAUAGUGGCAUCAAUUUGAUAGCUAUCGUGUUAGUGAAUACCUGCCUGGUCAUGAUGGCUAUGAUUAUAUCUGCUGAUUCCUAAAGAAUAAUUACAAAGGGUAAAGAUAAGAAAAUAAUAUAAUGGAAUAUUAAAACAACAUCCAUGGUUAAUCAAAUAAUAACUUUAUAGAGUUGUUAAGAAUGUUCAAUUAAUAAUUUAUGUUCUGCUUGUUAAUUAAGUCCUAUAUUAAGUGUUAAUGAUGAUCAAUAUAUUAUCACAGGUGGAUUUGGUCACUUAAUUUCAAUUUAUGAUAGUUACACUGCCAGAUAAACAUUUCAUACGCUAUCAUGUCUAAAACCAAAAGGAGAAGUCAUUCUUUUAGCAUAUUCUCAAUAAAAUAACUUAAUUUGUUCAGCAACUUAAAACGGUGAAGUUAAAAUAUGGGACAAUGAUAAUCGAGGAUAAUUUAGUACAAAGAUAACCCUAGAUUACUAAAUAUUUUUUGAUAAAAAAAUAAAAUUUAGUUGUUCUAAAUUAAAUUGGAGAAUACACUAGCUUUAAACUUGGUUCAGGGGAUAGAAUAACUUCAUCUUACUAAAAUUAAUUAAUCAACACAGCAUCUGAAAUCAAACAGUUAGAUUAAUAAAUUGUGAAGGAAAUGUAGGAUUCAAAUAGUAAUAUACACUAGUCGAAUGAUUAUUACAGAUCUAAUUAAGUAACCCGCUUCGCACUCUCAUCUGAUUAUUCUUAUUUGGCAAUCGCUAGUAAAGUCUCAAAUGUAUAUAUAAUAGAUACUUAAGACUUAUCAAACAAAUUGUACACAUAUUCUUAUUAAGGAGUAAUUACAUCAAUUCAUUUUUAUCAAAAUGAUUUAGUCUUAAUCCUAUCUUUUGAAGAUCUUUCCAUAAAAGUUUGGGAUAUAGAAAACAAUCUUCAUGGAAUUAAAUAUGAUUGUCACCAAGCCUCAAUUAAUUGUUUCUACUUAUCUUUAGAUAAUAAAUUUUUGGUUUCAACUUCUUAAGAUAAAUGUAUUAAGAUUUGGAAAAUGUCAAAUUUAAGUGAGAAUAGUAUCAUUCCUAAAGAUAUUGAUGGGUUGAAGAAAAAAAUAUACCAAUAAAAACUAAAUUUCCAAAAAUCUUUUGAGAUUCUGAAUCGAUCCAUCAAAUGA